CUAACGUUACAACGCCACCGUGUAGCUCUGCGCUCCCGCGAUACCAAAACCACGCGCACAUAAUUGUGAAAGUGUUGCAUAUAAAACGCGAUUUCACGAGUGAGAGUACUUUGCCGCCAACGCCCACCAAAUACCAACUUCGCAAUAGUUAAGUGGGGAGAAUUGUUUUGUAAAUUCUAGAGAGGAGAGGUUCAAUGGAAGCGAGGUUCGUGACCUGCCGGAGUUUCCAGCAGAUCAAGCCGCCCGAGAAGAGCCUCGCAUCGCCACCGACGGUGAAGGGGCUCUUAUCUCGUUUUGGAAGUCAAGCUCAAGCUUUAUUCGCGCCAAAGAAACCCCGUUUCGGGUCUUCAGUGGCGAUACACAAGCUCCGCGAGUCUAAGUGGUUCAAGCAUGAUGAACAGAACAUAUUAUGUGCUGUCCUUGAGUCUGGAUUCGUCUUGGAAGUUCGGGCAGAGGAUCCACUGCCGCCAGAUUCCACUCUGUCACCAGACUACCGUAUGUACGCGAUUGCCAUGUGGAAAAAGGGUAAAGAAAAAACAAAGAAUGCGGAACAGAUAGAGGUGUAUACAGUCCAACAAAAGGGUCUACGUAAACGAGUCGUGAAGACUACACUGAGUGCCUUCUGGAAGAAAGAUUCUGUGAUCCGUAUAAACAACGUUGAUGACAAACAGGAGACACCUAACAAUGAAAAGGACAUAAGAGCCAAGCUGGAUAUGGCAACAAAGUCAAGAUUCGAGAGGAACUGGCAUAAUACACUACAUUUCGUCCAUUGGUGUCGUUAUGGAGAAACUCCGCAAGAGGCUCGCAUGAGACAGAUAAGUGAGUCGCUCAAGUGGGGCAACAUCGGCAUGAACAUGGGCGUGAUGCUGGUCAGCCAAAACCAUGCAAGAGAAAAAGCCAAGUCGGUCUGAGUGUCGCAGCCCAGCGGUUCCACCGCUGGACUCCACUGCUACACUUGCUUCUGGCCACCAAGGUCCAAGAACAUCGAUUAUGUUUAAAAUUUUGAAAAUCGAAUGCCCGUUCGGUUACAAAACCGUUGCGGGUCAAAUUUUAAAAUCAAUCCGAACGUUAAUCGUUCGUUGAGUUCCUUUUUUGAAUAUCAUAUUUAUUUUUUCUUUCUUUGAUUCUCAUUUUUUUUUCUUCUAUGACAGUAUUCACUUCCAUUGUCUCUCUUUGAUUCGCUCCACUUAUCGUGUCGCUAAAUUCUUAUUCGUAUCUAAAACAACUUUCAAGCUAUUUGCUUACCAUCGUGAAUUGACAAAAGAUAAAACAUUCCUGACAUAAUAAAAAGACGCCAUAUGGCUUACUUUAAUCUUUGAUGUAAUGCUCUAAUCUAUUGAUAUUACAAUGUUUAUCUAUACUUUUAUAUUAAAAUAAGCGAUAAUAAUUAAGAGGAAAUCGUUUUAUGGUCUGAGAGUGACAACCCUAGUCUUAUGAGUAUUUCUUUAAAUCUGCUAAUGAUUUCUAAUUGAAAGACUGUUGUGAUUUUCUAUGAAAAUUAAUUAUGGGACGACCACGAAAACUGUGACAAGAAUAUUAAGAAUCAAACAAUAAUGAACAUAUAAGUAGAGUUUUCGUGGUCGACAUUAACGUUGAUUAAAUGCGGAGUAUUGAAGCGUUAUUCAAAGUAUUUUUUUUUAUUUAUAAAUGUAUUUUAAUUACGACCUAAUGUUAUGACAAUCUAUUGACUGUUGUGAGAGUAUUGUACUCGUAAUUUAAAUGUUCUAUUUAUAAUGCAUUUUUUUAUAAAUAAAUGAUUACUUGAUUA
Messenger RNA from Achroia grisella, 1768 nucleotides. RefSeq lists its product as uncharacterized. The record is from RefSeq and is a predicted model, not a curated record. Bases 195 to 911 code for a protein of 238 amino acids. Lineage: Eukaryota; Metazoa; Arthropoda; Insecta; Lepidoptera; Pyralidae. The transcript has 4 exons.